Messenger RNA from Schizosaccharomyces octosporus yFS286, 2561 nucleotides. RefSeq lists its product as uncharacterized. Bases 432 to 1232 code for a protein of 266 amino acids. The record is from RefSeq and is a predicted model, not a curated record. Lineage: Eukaryota; Fungi; Ascomycota; Schizosaccharomycetes; Schizosaccharomycetales; Schizosaccharomycetaceae. The transcript is spliced from 4 exons.
CGUUUUAUAAUAAUUUGCUUCUCUAGAUUUUACUAUUAAAAUCUUGAAUUUUAUAUUCAACAUUUGUUACAUAAUACGACACUCGAUAAUCACUCUUGGUUGAACAUAAAUUUGUUAAGUAGAAUGUAAUAUUACCUGCGUAAAGAAUUUAUUUUUCUAUAAAUGUGUUUUUAAGAAUAGUUUUUCUAAAGGAUUUCACGAAUAAAUACGUUGCUUUCAUUCUAAUGCUAACGUUUCUAUACUGUUUGAGCGUUUAACCUAGAAACGAAUGAGGACCAUAAUUAAAACUGGGUUUAACUAUAGAUGAAUGGCUACCCUAUAGAAUAUUUCCCAUUAAAAUUUCAAGAACAGAAAUUCUUUGAAUAUAUGGAAUAUCAAUUUUAGCAACCCUCAAUUUUUUGAAAAAGACUCCCAAUUGCGAAAACACAGUCAUGAAAGAUGAUAUUCUGACGGCAGCAAGGUCCAAAGCCUUGAAUGGAUUACGAUUUGUAUUAGUUUUGGAUGUAUUGUCUUUUUUUUUGGGAUCUAUAGGAACCAGUAAAUUGAAAGUUCUUCAACUUGCAUAUCCUAGUUCAUGGUCUUUAUCCCCGAAGCUUUGGACGCCAAUAAGGAUUGCUAUUCUAAUUUUCGACUGUUUGUUCACAGCCGGAAUCGCCAAUGAAUAUGAUGAUGUUUUGAAAGCAGUUUUCCUUCUGAGCAGUAGACUGUGCCUUUCAAGCUUUUUUGAGGCAGCCGGUACAUUGUUUAUGAAAUUUCAAGGAUCAUGGAUCUGUGCUCUGUUUUUCAUUUUGUCUUUUUUAAAUUCAUUUUCGAUGAUCCGUUCCUUGCACAAUAUGAGAAAUAGUUGGGAUCUUCAAGUAAUUGUUGGUCUCCCUACGAAAAUCCACUUUGUUUAUAGCCUUUUUCAAGCAAUCCAUUACCUUGAAUUUUCUUCUUCUUUCUUGGUAGAACUACCUUUUACUUUUCACAUCUUCUCGUGUUUCGUUCUUUUCGUAUUCUUGGGCCAACUCAUAGGUAGGAAUCGUGAUUUUUUCUUGGGAUUCUGCUCCGCUGCUUUUGUCUUUUUAUGCAAUUCAAAUUCUUUUAUAUUUAAACGGCCUUUACUAUUUUACGCCAAUAUUAUUCUAGGUUUAUUACUUCUAUUCGAGAGCAUUAUGUACACAAUGAUUGAAAAAGAUAAAUUACGAGGAGUUUCAGAGUCAGAAUAUUUAUAUGAUAGUGACUCUGAAUAAAUGGCGGGUUUCAUAACAUGAAUAAAUCUCCACCUACAGAUGAAGCAUAUCGUCACGAAUAAAAAACUGUUGUCUGGCAAGCAAUUUUACCGCUUUCAUCCACCCUUGAAUAGAAACUGAUUCUUGAACCAAUGCGGAAUUUAAUGCUUGUAUGCUAUUGUUCAAAACUGCAUCAUUGGAGGUUAGUUUGUACCUUUUCCUAUCAAUUAUUGAAGGUAUCGUAUAAAGCUCCUCAAUCGGUAGGCUUUCAGCGGCUGUAGCUCUAUGUAAAUCUUCACGGAGCUUUCUCCUAGUUAUUCCCAGUAAAAAUCUUUUCUUGUCGAUUUCUUUUGCUAAUUCUUGAAGUGAAUUCUUUUCGUUAUCCAACAAUUCUUUUUUUAACCGAAGACUUUGAAACGUCUUGAUCUGCUGCAAAAGUUUUGAGUCGACCCGUUCUUUCCAACGAUUUUUUAUUUCAUCCAAACGUUGGCGCUCUAUUCUUCGUCUUUCACUUUCACCAUCUUUGUAGUUUGCUGAAAAAUUAAUAUCUUCGUCUAAUAAAUUCAUUGUAGAAUUGUUGGACGGAAUAGUAUUUCCGGUUGUUUGUGGGAAUGACUCGCUUAUAUACGAUUUGGAUGGAAUUGGAGUACCUGUUUGCUUUGGAGGUAAUGCAGGUGGUUUCUGUAUGUUUCUCAUCCCCAUAGAUAAUGGCGAAGAUGGCUUUUCUGUUGGAAUAUCCGUCUGAGAUGCAUCUACGAAGGAACUUGCAUAAGGAGUUGGAUGUGGUGGCACACUAGGAGCGGAAUGGAUAUCCUUCUUUUCUUGGAUUGAUAGUUUUUCUGUGGAAGGGACCUGAGAUGUUAUAGGAUGCGAGGGUUUUGCAGGGAUGGGAGGUUUGGAUGAACCUAAAGACAAGGAGUGAAAGUUACUUGAGAGACUAGUGGGAGCCGUCGUUGGCGUUUUUGGUUUUGGUUUUGGAGGAGCUAUCGGUAUUUCUUGUUGAUCUUUCUUAAGGAACGGUUGAUUUGUGAGAAUGUGAAUAAGACGGGUCAAGUUAAAAACGGAAAGCUCGUUUUUCCAGAGAUCUAACAAUAGAUUCUUGUAUGAAUGAAAAUUUCCAUUUCUGUCCUCAAGAAAUACAGUAGGAGGUACUGUUGGAUAAGAAAUAGGUACUACAAGGCGGAUCAAACGAUAAUCACUGUUGUUAAAGUUUGGCAGUGUGAAUUCAAACAGAACAUUCGGCGGUGGAAUAGUAUGUGAAAUGGAAUCAUUUUCAAAUUUAAUAGAAUGAAUAAUGAAUGUAGUAUCGCUUUGUCGAUUUGCAAGUUGCGCAAAUUCAUCAGCUAACGU